Myotis brandtii (Brandt's bat) is the source of this 3298-nucleotide messenger RNA. It is a transcript of the gene CRACDL, whose product is annotated as KIAA1211-like ortholog. NCBI's taxonomy places the organism in Eukaryota, Metazoa, Chordata, Mammalia, Chiroptera, Vespertilionidae. The record is from RefSeq and is a predicted model, not a curated record. The coding region runs from base 11 to 2647 and encodes 878 amino acids. The transcript is spliced from 12 exons.
GGAACUGGACAUGAUUUCCACACGGGUGAUGGACUUUAAGCUUCGGGAGGCUGCCGAAGGCCUGGGGGAGGACAGCACAGGAAAGAAAAAAUCCAAGUUCAAAACGUUUAAGAAGCUCUUCGGGAAGAAGAAGAGAAAGGAAUCGCCUUCCUCCGCAGGAGGCAGCGCCUGGAAGCAGAGCCAGGCGAAGAGUGAGCUCAUUGCCAUCGAGGCGGGGCCAGUGGGCUACGACUCGGAGGAUGAGCUCGAGGAGUCGAGGGGCGCGCUGGGCGGCCGGGCCCUCUCACACGACAGCAUUUUCAUUCCGGAGUCGGGACAGGACCCCGCGAGGCCCGUGCGGGUGUUUUCCCAAGAAAACGUGUGUGACCGGAUUAAGGCUCUGCAGUUAAAAAUACAGUGCAAUGUGAAAAUGGGGCCGCCACCCGCUCCGGGGGGGCUGCCUGCCAAGCGGGGAGAUGACCCCGGCAUGAGUUCUGAGGACGACGGGCUGCCCAGGAGCCCCCCAGAGAUGUCCCUGUUGCACGACAUCGGUCCCAGCACAACCAUCAAGUGCCCGGACUCAGUGGCCGGCCGCGAGGGGCCGUGCGCACCUGCGACGCGUUAUGUAAUGUGUGGAAUUGGAUGCAGUGGCGCCUUCCAUCCCAAGCACAGCGCUGUGGGCUGUGUCGUUCUUUCCUGCUGUGACCGCGCACAGGCCUGCAUGCGGGCGGAGACCCUCGAGGAAGAUUCCUCCGAACAGAGCGUGGCACCGGUGGCUGAUUUCAGCUGCCCCCCAGAAUCCUCCUCCUGCCUGGACAACUCCGCAGCCAAGCACAAGCUCCUGGUUAAGCCCCGCAACCAGCGCUCCAGCAAAAUGAGGCGCCUGUCCUCGCGGGCGCAGUCCGAGUGCCUGGGCGACCUGACCUGCACGCCCGAGGAGGAGGAGUCCGACGAGAAGCCGGUGCCCACAGUCAGCGCAGAGGAGACGCCCAGUGCUGGGCAGCAGCCUGGGCCCAGGGGACUGGAGGAGGAGAGCCCCCCCGGGGACAACCCCUCCAGCCGCCAGGACACCCCGGAGGUCACGGAGGUCACGGAGCCCGUGCCAGGCCCCGCCCCUUGCUCGGAGUGCCCACUUUUGCCAGAAGACUCCCCACACCCUGACCCCGACAGCAAACGUCAAAGGGAGGAGCCAUCCCUUGAAAGCGCACGUCCACCCUCCGAGGACGCAGCUGGAGAUGGGGAGUGCGCUUCUGGAGACGCUGAGAGUUCAUCGCCCCGCGUCCCUGAGGAGGACAGGGCACCUCCUGGGACCGGCCCGGCCGUCCCCUCGGAGACUCGCCCUGGUCCAGACGGGCCAGGCCACCAUGCGCAGGAGCAGGCGGAGCUGACGCUGGCAGUGCCCGGUCCCAGUCCUGAGGGCGCAGAAGGCACAGAGGGCUCAGAGGACCUUGCCCCCAGCCCCCCAGCCUCCAAGAGCUGCUUGAAGCACAAGGCGCCGGCGAGCAGGAGCCUCAGCGUGUCCCCCACGCCGCCCGCCUCGGAGUCACCUCCACAGGAGCCCACCCCCUGUGCCCUGGACAAGGAAGCCGCCCCCCUCCAGUCCCCCAGGGCUGAGCAGGGCGAGUCCCCGCAGCGGGGAGCCGAGAGGGAGGCCCCGGAGCCAAAAACCGGGAGAGGAGGCAGCAAGCCCCGGGGCGGGAAGAAGGGGAACCCCCCGGAGGCAGUGGCCACACCAGCCACAAGAGAGCCCCGCCCCUCCGCCCAGGAGCCACGCCCGUGUGGGGACAGGAGCCCCUUCCCCGUCAAGCUCCGGUCCACAUCUCUCUCCUUCAAACACAGAGACGUGGCCGUGCCGGAAGGGAAAGGAGUCAAGAGGUACAGUGCUGAGGUCCGGCUAGAAAAAGGAGGACUGGCUCUGCUCUCGAAAGAUGACAAGUGUCACGUGGGGGCGGCCCCCACGAUUCGGGGGACCAGGCCCCCCAACGGACAGGGGAAGGGGAAGGCCCGGUCAUCGGAGCAGCCGGGCUCCAAGCCGCCCCUGCCCAGGAAGCCGCUUCUACAAUCCCUCACCCUCCCGUACCCGCCCGCGGGCCCCGACGUGAGCCCUGGAGAGCUGGACAAGGUCGCACCACCCCCGGGCCCCAGAAAGGAGAGUCGGACGGUGGAGAAACGGUUGCCCCGCCGGGGAGCUGAGAAGGGCCUGCCUCCCGCAGCAUCGGGGCCUGGAGCCGAGGGCCAGUCGGGGCCGCCCUGGAUCACCAUCACCCCACAGAAGCGGCGAGGGGCCCCCGAGCAGCCACCCAACCGGGAGGACAAGCCUGGGGCCCAGACCCUGAAGCCCGAAAUAGGAAGGGCAGCCAGGGCACCCGAGAGAGCUCAGGAGCCCAUGAGGCAAGCCGACUUCGUCCGCAGCAAGUCUUUCCUGAUCACCCCGGCGAAGCCCUCCGUGGACCGAAGGCAGGGGGCCGAGCUCUGCCUCCAGGAGGGGCUGCAGAGAGGGAUCUCCUUGUCCCAUCAGAACUUGGCAGCUCAGUCUGCAGCGAUGGCGGAGAGAGACCUGCACCAGCUGAAGAGAGCCAGCUACGCCAGUGCGGAGCAGCCGUCCUGGAUGGAACUCGCCAGAAAGAAGUCUCAAGCUUGGAGUGACAUGCCCCAAAUUAUAAAAUAGGUUGACAGCGUGUGACAAAAAGUGUCCACCACCUUGACGGGUCCCUUAGUGAAAAACGGCCACUAAAGGCAAAGACACUGAAACGUAAGAGUGAUUUUUAUCAUCCGGUUAUGGGAGGGCGGGCUUGGGGAGGAACGAGCCAGCCAAACAAGGACAGACACACAGCCACAGGCCUGGCCAGCAGGGCCCGAAAACAAGAAGACCAUUGAAAAGGUGUUCAGGGAACAAGGCCCGGUGCCCAGAGGCCUGAAUGCCAGUCUUUCAGAAAUCCCUUGAUCAAAGGAGCUCUGACACGGAAGAAAAAGGCAAUGAAACGCGGAUGCAAAACUGGGACCUGGAGAACGUGUGUCUGUGCCCCCAACUGAGAUCGGCUUGUGUCUGUGGCCGGGGUCUUGCCUGCGGAUCCUGUCUUCUCCUCUCCUUCCCGAUGGGGCAUGAUAUUUAUGGACGUAAGGAUGCCGCUUCCAAGAGCAGCGAUAGAGCAGCCGGUGUUCCUGAGCACAGUCCCUCUGUGAAGGGGCGGGAAGCACACAGCAGGCGCAUCAGCUCAUAGACCGUUUCCAGCAACAAUUUUUAAAUUUUUCCAUGAGGCAUCUGUGUCCUUAACCGUUGCACAACGCAUUGCCUGUUCAAUAAAAGGGUUCAAACACG